Messenger RNA from Penaeus indicus, 5040 nucleotides. RefSeq names its product CUE domain-containing protein 1-like. The coding region runs from base 269 to 1039 and encodes 256 amino acids. NCBI's taxonomy places the organism in Eukaryota, Metazoa, Arthropoda, Malacostraca, Decapoda, Penaeidae. The record is from RefSeq and is a predicted model, not a curated record. The transcript is spliced from 5 exons.
GAACACAGAUAAUAUCUUCAGACUGUUUAAAGAACAGGAAAAAUUGGACAAUUAGCAUUGAAAAACGUUCGGCAACGACUGUGCUGAAAGCAUCGGGGUAGCCUGUCGUGCUCCUCCAACGUGCGAGUGACGUCAGAACUAGUCCACAGCGCAGACCGCUCACUCGAAAGAGCGUAGACGAACCUGCAGCUCACCGUCGCGCACACGCAGCCUCAGAACACAGCGCAGGUUUAGCUCGCAGCCCUAGUCGCAGGGACAGCGGGAGAGCAUGUGCCUGGAAACAGUGGGCGUGUGGCUGCGGUCGUGGGUGGUGCAGGCCAAGGCGAGGUUUCGUUACCGCAUCGACAAGGCUCACGCGGCCAGAGCCAGGAAGCGCUGGAUCAAGCGCCAGAAGUCGGUGAUAAGGGCCAAUUAUCAGCAGGAUUGUCACAGCGAUCCUCUGGACCACCUGGGGCACCAUCCCUACAAGCCCACUACCUAUGUGUCCGACAGCGAGGACGAGGAGUGUAGGCUCACCUACAACUCGGAUCAGGGCGUCGGUGUGCUGUCGCCGCAGCGGCUGAGUCAGCGCCUGAACGAGAACGCGCUGGCCCGGGAGGCGGUGGGCGAGAGCGACGCGGAGCUGGCUCAGUAUCUCAAGGACGAGCGUAUCGCCCUCUUCCUCCAGAAUGACGAGUUCAUCAACGAGUUAAGGACCAACCGGGAAUUCAUGACGGCGCUGCAAGAAGAUUAUCAGUCGGAAGCAGCGGACGAUGAGGAAGUGGAUGGAACAGAGGUCAAGGGGCAGUUAGCACACCUUGAUGAUGCUACGCUCAGAGAGAGAAUUGCCACAAUGGGUAAAGCCUCAAGGAAAAAAUUUGCACAGAUUGCUAAGGUCUUUUCACGACGUAAGCGCAGUGGAGGGAGAAGCCUCCUCCCCAGCACAGGGAGGGAACAGCUCCUUAUAUCAGCUGAUCCUCUCAUUGAAGACGAUGAUGAUGACAGGCAAUUGCAGCAAGUGGAGGGAAAUAUGGCAGCUUCCCCAAGACACCUUCGGUAGAGGUAUGUAAAUGAUACCUGUGAUGCAGUUACAGGACCACAACCUCAGCAUGGAAAGAUCAUCUUGUGCUUAAGAUGUGACAUUGCUGUGGGUUCUGAACAACUGGCAGCGAUCAAUUUUGGAGAAAAGGAUGAGCGUGUUUGGGUUGGGCUUUCAGAGGGACUCCACUCAAGGCAUAAUAGUGUACCUCUUGAAAGUUUACAUAUAAUAUGAUUGUUUUUUCACUUUGAGAAGCAUGUUGAUUGUUUUCUGAAUGUUGUAUUGUGAUGCAGUGAAACCAAAGCAUUUUUAAUCUGAGUUAUACCUUAUUAGUAAGUUAGUUUCAUUAUCAGUUACACUUCAAGUAUGAGGAACACGUCUUUUCAUUUCAGUGUUACAAUAUAAUCAGGGCAUUUAUCAUAACACUUGGUUGUACUUUAUGUAGUCAUGUCUGUGACAGAAGUAUGAACUACAGGUGAAAGUCUGAAUAUGAAUAUUUUCAUUGAAUGUUCAUAUGAAACUUUAGUCAGAAUAGCUAUCUAAUCUUUCACCUCGGUUAUCAAGAGUUCUCAGUAUACCCAAGUUCUCUUUUCCCUGUGGGAACGAAAUCUGAAAGUGUUAAUGACAUUUUAAGUAGAGGCAUGGGAAUUGUAUUUUUUAAUAAGAUGAUGUGAAACAAGGUAUGAGCGAUACUUUUUUGUAUAAUUGAAGAGAAUUUUAUAAUGAUAUUAACUGGCAAUUUAAUAGAAGAUUGGUAAAGUUUAUGUUGUAAUAUAUAUUAAAAAGGAAAAUGUAUAAAUUAUAUUUCUAGUAUAUUGCAUAUAGGUAAGUUGAGACAGUGUUUCCCAUGAUUGGAGUAAACAUUGCUUAUAGAAUGAGCAACAAGCCAGAAAUGGAAAAGGAGUUGUGCUUAGAUAGAUGGUUACAAGGAAAGGAUUAUUAGCUAGCUUGUAAUAGCCAGGCAGUUUAUGCUCUUAUGCCAUUAUUCCUGUAUGGUAGAACUUACAGCCUUUGUUGGCCAUGGUUACCACAGCAAGAUACAAGUCAAAUUUUUUUUCUUUUACUGUGUGCAAAUGUCUGUGCUACUGGUUGAGUCACAAUAUUAUGGUCAUUUGACGUGUGAUAUAGAUUAUACUCAGUGCCAAGACUAGUGGAUAAUGAUUUUAUGAUAAGUAUAAACCCUUUUCUUUUAAGUGAAAUACCUGUUAUCACUGAUGCUACUAUAAUGUAGGACAAUAACCCUUUAUUUUUUAUCCAUCAACUGAUAAAAUCUUCCAGUUUUCAUAAAGAAAUUUUAUGAUAUUAGAUACUUUUGUUUAUUUUAUUUAACAUCAAGUAGAAUUGAUUAAUAAAACCUUUGCAUAUGUUUUUGAUAUAACAGACUUCUUAUGAAACUAAAACUGUAGAAUUAUUAUUUUGAGAAUUAUACUGUGAUAUGCAAAGGAGAUUGAAACAGAUAGACUGAUAUGGUGAUGAAGGUCAGUUUCCUUUUCCACUUUGUUUGUUUGUCUGUUUGUUUGUCAGUUAGGUGGACAGUACUAAAAUAUUUGUGAGUAUGAGAAGGAUAUGCUCUCAUAUAAAAUAUUUUUCAUGUUGGGAAAACCUAAGUUGCAGAUUGUUUUCAGAGGCAGACUGUGAUUUAGGAUUUUUAUGAAAGAAAUUUUAACCAUCCUUUUUUUCACCCCUUCAUAAAGCUCUUUAAGUUAAUGACUGAGAAUAUCACUAAUCUGUUAGUCACUUUUGUUACUGAUAUUGCAUAAACAUGUGUGAAAUUAUAUUAAUUGUAUUUCAGUGCAUAAUUAUAUGUUAUAGAUGUUAUAGAUAUAUUCAGUUUGAAAUGAGAAAAGGCACAUGAGUUAUUUCACAGCCUAAUGAAUUUCAGCCAGUAUUAGUCAGAACUCUUAAAGAUAUCAUUUAAUUGUUAUGUUCCAAUUUUCAUUCAUAACCUCAUGAAGUGUGUGUGUGUGUGUGUGCAUGUUGGUGUGGGUGUGGAUGUGGGAGCAUACAUGCAUGCAUGGAUGCAGCAUAUAUAUGUGUGUGUGCGUGCGUGCGUGCGUGCGUGUGCAUGAAUGUGAGGCACGGGCAUGUAUCUCUGGUUGGGUUUGAUUGUGUGAAGAUAUGCAAGGGAAGUAUUUGUGUUUUUAGAUGUCUGUCUAAGCCUGUCUGUGUUUACAUAUAAAUAUACUGUACAUAUCCAUAUAAUCUAAACAAAAACAUAUAACCUAAAAAUUGACAUAUACUUAAGAAUAUACUUGAAAGUAGAAGUAUGUUUAUGUGUGUAUAUUUUUUACAAUAGUUUACAACAUUCUUUGUUUGAGAGUGUAUAGCUCAUUAUUGUAUAUUCUGUUCAGCAUGUAGAGGUUUCUGACAUGUAAUUUCUUAGAUAUCAUAAUGCACUGUUAAAGAGAAUGAACCAUAAACUGAUAGGUAUUCAAACAGCUGGUAUGGGUACAUAUGAAUCAGAAUGAUAUGUGUGUAUUUAUUUGACUGGACAAACAGACUGUUGUGAAUUUCACAAAGUAAAUAUAUCUUGAGUCUGUUAAAGGGGAAAACAUUUAAAGUGUUAGACUGGAUGGUCCAUGAGUAUUUCUGUGGCCAUGUCCAGAAAACUUUAAUUGGCAUUACCUCUUUAUCAGUUCUCUAUCUCUUAUCUUUUCAGGUUUUGUUUUAUAGUUGCUUUAUGUGUAGUUAACAGUGAUAUGCAGUUGUAAUAUUUUACUUUAAAUAAGUCAUAUUGUAUAGCAAAACUGUACCUGCCACAUUAAACAAAAAAUUAGUGAAAUUAAAGAAGUCAACAUUUCUGGUUUCUAAUUGCAUCUUCCAUAUGCAGUAACUGCUCAAGCUAUAGCUGAUUCUUUUGACUUUCACAGUCUAGGGAAUUUUUGAGUGGAAGAAAGAAAUAAGAAUAUUCAAUUUGUCUCUGACUAGUCCUACAGUGUACAGUUGAUCAUGCUAAUUUAUCAGGGUGUUUGCAUCUGAUUCACUAGAAUGCUAGUUUUAAAAUGUAUCACAGAAAGAAUUGCUGAACAAUUUUUUUAAUACAAGUGCUUAGUGACAGCUAUAUAUAACUUCUCUUGGUUUGAAAAAACAGUACUUGAGUAAAUAGGAGUGGAAAUUAUGUAUCAUAUUGGUUACAGUAUUAGAACAAUUUUAUUUCAUAGAUAUAAUAAAAGCUUAUCAGAAACAGUUCCUAAUUUAUUGAUACUUUCUUUUAUUGCAUAUCAAGUGUCAUUAAGUCAGUCUUUAUCCUAAUGAAGGGAAAUUAUUAUAACAUUAGAUUUUCAUAAUUUUCUAAAUUUAGACAUAUCGAAGAGGUCAAUUUCUUCAGCUCAAAUCAUUGUAUAAUUGGAACCUUUGAUUACAACACAAACAUAUUUUUGUCUGUAAUACUUUUAUUGUUUUUCAAUAAAGCAAAUUCAAAACAAGGCCUAAGUACGGUUUGGAAGACACUCGGUAUACUGCACUGUGAAGUGGUAAAGAAUGCUUUUUGUUUUAUCAACUUUCUAACUAUGUAGAUGUUUGAUGAUUUUGUUAUAGAGUAUUCAGUAGAAAUUGUAAUAAAAAUAUUUUGUAAACAUAUUGAAUUUGUGAUAUUCUUUGUGAUAAAUAGUUAAAUUGAUACUUAAAGCUAUCUCUUGCACUUUAACAAGAUGAAUUUUCUAUAAUCCAGUGGAACUAUGACAACAGUGAAUGAAUAUUAGAGUAUCUUACUAGAUACACAAAGUAUUUUACUACUUAAAUUUAUUAAAAUAGUUAAAAUUUUGAUAAGAUAGAUUUCCUACUUAAUGGAAGUUAGAAUCUGUGAACCCAAACUGGAGUAUUAUACUGGAGAAAGAACACCAUUUACUGUUGUAAAUUAGUAUGAGUAUGAAUGGGGAGCUCAUGGUGUGUGUGUGUGUGUGUGUGUGUGUGUGUGUGUGUGUGUGUGUGUGUGUGUGUGUGUGUGUGUGUGUGUGUGUGUGUGUGUGUGUGUGUGUGUGUUUGUAUGUAUUUGUGUGUGUGUGUAAGUGUGUGUGAGUAAG